GAACACCUGCACCUCACCGAAGGGGGCGACACCACACCUGUCUCUCUCUCUUGGACACACACAGUCACACGUCACACACACGCAUUUGUGAGGAGGCGUGAGGAUCAGGAGGAGGAACACCACAUACACGCACAGUUUUGCUGGCUUCGCUGCGCUUUGGAGAGCUGUCUCUUGAAGACUGGACCAGAGCCGUAUCCAUCGCUUCAUCCAUCCUCUCCUUCCUUCCUGCUUUCCAUUCCUCCAACUAAAGAAGCAGCUCUCCGUCACCCGCCUGAAGAUCAUUUGGACUGAUUUGCUCUCUGUCAUUCAUCUAACCUCUGAUCAGUGUGUCUCUCUGUAACCAUCUCUGCUUUCACUCCACUCAGCCAAGGAAUCAAGAGACGCUCUUACCGACCGACUGAGACGCCGACCUUUCAACCGCAAACAUGAACUUCCUCCGACGCCGUCUCUCGGACAGCAGCUUCAUGUCCAACCUGCCCAACGGCUACAUGACAGACCUCCAGAGGCCAGACCCACCUGCUCCUCCUCCCCCCACCGCCACCUCCCCUUCCCAGCAAGGUGCACCCCCGGCCACGGCGCCCGCCCCUGCCCUGUCCCCGACCAAAGCUCCAGCACCAUCCCAGGCGCCCGCCAGCUCCCCCGCAGCUCAGGAGCGGCGUCUGAACCAGCCUUCUCAGCAGCCUCAACAGGCCCAAUCCUCCUCCGGAUCCUCUGGCUUCUUCAGCUCCUUCAGCUCCAUCACCAACGCGGUCAAACAGACGGCCGCGACCGCUGCCGGGUUUGUGGAGCAAUCUGCUCCUUCUCCCUCGCUUUCUAAGAAGUUCAAGAUCCUGUUGGUCAUUGACGAGCCACAGCAUGAGUGGGCCAAAGUGUUUCGGGGAAAGAAGGUCCUUGGAGACUACGACAUCAAAGUGGAGCAGGCCGAGUUCUCGGAGGUCAGCCUCGUCUCACAAUCAAAUGGAACCUGUAACGUGGACAUGCAGGUCAUCAGGGGCGGGACCAAAGUGGUCAGGUCUUUUAAGCCGGACUUUGUUUUGGUGCGCCAGCACGCCUUCAGCAUGGCCCAGAACCAGGACUUCAGGAACUUGAUCAUCGGUCUGCAGUAUGCAGGCGUCCCCUCAGUCAACUCUCUGGACUCCAUCUACAACCUCUGCGACAAACCCUGGGCUUUUUCCCAGCUGAUCAACAAUCAGAAGAAGAUGGGUUCAGACAAAAUCCCUCUGAUUGAUCAGACUUUCUACCCCAACUACAAAGACAUGAUUACAACACCAAGUUUCCCAGUGGUGGUGAAGAUCGGACACGCCCACUCCGGGAUGGGAAAGGUCAAAGUGGACAAUGUGAGUGACUUCCAGGACAUUGCAAGUGUGGUGGCCAUCACUCAGACCUACUGCACCACAGAGCCAUUUAUUGACGCCAAAUACGACAUCAGGGUCCAGAAAAUCGGCGCUGACUACAAAGCAUACAUGCGAACAUCCAUCUCUGGUAAUUGGAAGAGCAACACCGGAUCUGCCAUGUUGGAACAAGUAGCCAUGACUGACAAGUAUAAGCUGUGGGUCGAUACCUGCUCAGAGAUCUUCGGAGGGCUGGAUAUCUGUGCUGUCAAAGCCAUCUGUGGCAAGGAUGGUAAUGACUACAUCACUGAGGUUGUGGGCUCAUCUAUGCAGCUGAUCGGUGAUCACCAGCAGGAGGACCGGCUGCUCAUCUCAGAGGUGGUGCUGGCCAAGAUAAACCAAGCGCUGGCCACCAGGUCGUCUAGUGUUUCCCGCUCACCUGCUCGCUCCCCUCAAGGCCAGAAGCCAACGACUGUGCAGCCCCAACAGAGUGCUGCCCUUAAGGAAGGACUGGCAGAUCCAAACAGGACCUCGGGCCAGCGCCCUCAACCUCAAGGUGCACCAGUGAAAGCACAGAGUGUUGAUGUAUCAUCAGAGCCAGCUAAGAGAGCAUCUGAACCAGUACCAAAGCCUAGCCAGGUCCAGAAACCUGGUCCAGGUCCAGUUCAGAAACCGGUUCAGGCUCAUAAAAGCCCAGUCCAGAGGGCCGCUUCAGUUACAAAGCCUCCAGUGCCGAGGCCUCCUCCCCCGAUGACGAGAGCCCCAUCCCUCGCAAAGUCCGCCCCAGAUUCUGCCUCCACCCCCGCAGCCAGACCUUCCCCAUCAUCCCCAGCUAAAACAGCAGCAGCAGCAGCUCCAGGCUCCCCCCAAACCAAAGCAGCAGCAGCAGCAGCAGCUCCAGCAGCUCCAGCCUCGGCUCCGGCCCCAGCCUCUCCUGCAGCCUCAGCUCCCACCACAGAGCAGCCCAAACCCCAGCCUCAGGGCUCCCCCUCCCCAGCUCCUGGCAAACCAAAAGAUCUGCCCCCGAAACCCACACCACCUGCAAAGCCCAUCCCUCCUGUGCGCAGGAAUUCAAAGCCGCAGCUCCAGCCAAAGCCGCAAACCACGCCUCCUCUCAAACCUAAACCCCAGCCGGCCGCCCAGGCCCCGGCGCCCCCCCUGGCCUCAGAUAUCGCCUCAGCCCCUGCCCCAGCACAGGUUCAGUCCCCAGUCAAAGCCAGCCAGUCCCCGCCCAGCGUCCAGUCUCCAGCUAAGGCUCAGCCUCAGGCCAAGCCGGCCUCUCCUUCCCAAAACCCCGAGCCUGUCCCCGAUGAAGCAGCCGCGGCCCCCGCUGAGGGAGAGGCCCCUGUGGAAGAACAGCCAGGAUCUCAGCAAAAGACCCAUCCUCUGCUGAAUAAGUCCCAGUCCCUGACCAAUGCCUUCAACGCCUUCAGCGACUCCUCUUUCUUCCGCGGGGUCUCAAGCUCAACUGGAGGUGACGGCCAAGACGAGGCAAAGGCCGAGACCAUUCGCAACCUCCGAAAGUCCUUCGCCAGCCUUUUCUCUGACUAGAAACAGCCGAAAAACCCUAGUCUGCCCCCUUAUUGAUUCUGGCCCCCCUCUCCUUUUACCGUUGGCCAGUGAUGACUUGAUUGACUUUAAAUGUGAACCAGUCUGAGAUUAAACUUUGUGUGUUGACUGUACUGUAUUCCCUCCGUCCCGUUCCCUCCUCUCCUCCACCUUCAGCUUCUCUGUGUGAGUGCUGGGUCGGAUAUUCACUAAAUGAUGUUGUGCCAGAGUAAUUGGACUGAAGGAGUUACGUCAUUGAUAUAGACUAGAGUAGAAUAGAAUAUGGUACGAUGAAAUAAAAUAACAAAAAAUAUUUAUUUUUCCCAGAGCACACUUUAAAGGAAUUAUUUCUGGAGUAUAUAAAAAGCAGAAUAUUCAUGAUUACAGAGGGAGUGUACAUACAGUAUAUAUAUAAAUAUACAGUAUAUGAAAACAAACAUAUAUAACUAUAAAGGGAGAAAAGCCAAUGAUUUAAAAAUUCCAGUAGCACUUUUCAAUCAGCUUUUGUCAGUGACAUAACUCUUUCAUUCAGUGGCUGGAUUCAUACUUUAAAAAAAAUAAAUAUAUAUAUAUAGAUAUAUGAGAUAUUUGACAUUUGAUGGUUUCCUUCACAGUGAGUUGAUUCUGGUCAGUAAGUGAAAGUUUGUGAGUAAAAAAAAAAUACAUCUUUAAGGAUUUGUUUCUGUGUAAAUCCAGCCAUUGCGUCUCUGGUCCUCGGCUACUUGACUACUGGGCUCGUCAUUGUUGCCCCAUUUUUAUGUCUACAAGCCUUGGAGUUCAUUGUCGUGUGAGGGAGUCGGAAAAUAUGUGUAUGUUCAUCUGUGUUCAAUUGUUAUGCAUGGCUCCUCCAAGUGGCUCGGUGUGACUUUUGGAGCAGAAGGGAGCUCUAUCAGUGUUGAGUUUUGCCCUCCGUUGCCUCUCUCUUUCUCUCUUUCUCUCUCUCUCUGUCUCUCUCUCUCUCUCUCUCUAGAUGUUGUAGCCUUAUUGUGAACAUGUUUUCAAUUCACAGCUACGUUUGUUAGCUGUGCAGACCUGGGUCGAUUACAACUCGAAAUCCAUUCAUUUACCUAAAGUGAUUAAGUACAUGAGGUACUGAGGGCGAGACACAUGCAGUUUUGGGAGCUUUGGGAUUGGGCCCAGUGCACCAGACUGAAUAAAUCAAUCCUAAAUAGCAACUGAAUGCAUUUCAAAGAGUAAAAAGACUCAUGUCUGUAGCUGUGACUGGUGAUUUCUUGUUUCACCUCUGUGUAGAUCUAUCAACAGUAUUGUAAUUUGUUGAUUAUUCUCAUGAAAAGACAUUGAGACAGUAGUGCAAUAACACCUCGACAUGACUGUUGAGCGCUGUCACCCUAUUAUAAAUAUAAAUAUGAUCAUGCAUACAGGACCUGUGUAUCUGUUAAAUACCUUACUCUUACAUUCCCUUUAAGAUUCCUUUCAUUCACCACUUUCCAGGUUGCUUUUCACUGCAGUCAGACGCUGGGUUUCAGAUUAAUAUGCCAUAUUAUACUGCUGGUUCUUGUGAUUAAAUGUGUUGUGGGACUCGAUUUAAAGCAACCUGGAAGGAACCCAGUACCUUGACUGGUCAUUUUCAGUUGAGUGGAUGCAUUUCAAGUUCAUAGGUGUAAAAAAACUAAACAAAAAAAAAGAAAUCUCAACACUUAAGAACAGCAUAUCAACCUGUUGGCUUAUCCAUUUCCAGUACUAUGUUGCAAGUAAAUUAUAACAUAUUGUAUUUGUAUGUAUGUAAGUGUCAUCUCAGGAGUUUAUUUUUUGUAAUAUAUUGAUUUAUUUAUUUUUUUGAGGCUCCAUAUUUAUGGUACAGUAUAUAUUGUUUGUUUUGUAUUGUGUUUUUAUUUGUAACGCAAUACUGCUUUGCAUGACCUGGUGACUGAAGAUGUUUUUUUCCCUGUACAUAUUAAAGUUAAUAAAGAUGUGGUUCCAUCAUUCCACUAAUUCACUAA
Molecule: messenger RNA, 4840 nt
Organism: Centropristis striata (black sea bass)
Lineage: Eukaryota; Metazoa; Chordata; Actinopteri; Perciformes; Serranidae
Gene: syn2b
Product: synapsin IIb
Exons: 13
Coding region: 426-2882 (818 amino acids)
Biological process (GO): neurotransmitter secretion
Cellular component (GO): synaptic vesicle; synaptic vesicle membrane
Molecular function (GO): ATP binding
Source: RefSeq, a predicted model, not a curated record